This is a messenger RNA of Truncatella angustata, 1338 nucleotides long. RefSeq lists its product as uncharacterized. The record is from RefSeq and is a predicted model, not a curated record. NCBI's taxonomy places the organism in Eukaryota, Fungi, Ascomycota, Sordariomycetes, Amphisphaeriales, Sporocadaceae. Bases 369 to 1157 code for a protein of 262 amino acids. The transcript has a single exon.
CGCUGCCAUUUUUGUUUGAUUUAUUGUAAUGUUAUAAAAGUGAUAGGCUUUUGAGGGGAAAGCACCUGUAUACGGAUGCUUUUGCCCACCCAAUGUAUUAUCAUAUUGUACUCAACCACCACACGAGACAUCAAUGUGAUGACUGAGCCUGCUUCGACCUCAAUAAUCUCCUUUUCCCACACUAGACUCCACCAUGAAGCGUACCGAAAGUAGCCUCACCCACCGGCCCCUCACCCCACUUGCCGGUUGCUAUACUCAAUCGCAAGUAGCACCAAAAAUGCCGUACGCCAGAAGCCAUAUACUGGCCGUCGAAGACACUUCUCAUACGACUGCGGGGUUGCGGGGUGAAAUGGCGGUUUGUAAUCCGAAUGCUGUUUCUUCAGGGCCGAGGCAACCUCCGAAAAUUAUCGGGAAAUAUAUUUGGAAUCUCGUUUGUCAUAUCCCCAAGCACACAGUCGAUCGUUCAGCACAGUCAAAUUUCUUCACACGAACGUACACCGGCGCACAGAGCACUAGAAACUCCAAGUCAGCUUUGCUUUGACUUCUAUAAACCAACUGCACCCUCUUCUGCGCAACGAGAUCCAGCACAAGACAUGACAUCUCAGCACAAGGCCAACGACCUCCCGAAGGUCGAGCGGUACAUCACCGACCACAACGCCCAAGGCAAGGCCAUCUUCUCCGACGAGAUUCCCGCAGCACUACCCACACAAACCAUUCUUAAUGGCGUCGUCUUCGGCCUGGGCUACGCAACGACCGAGCGACCCGUGGUUCUUGACGGCCAAAAGGAUAUCAAGGCAUACAAGCCCCUGAUUGAGAACCCUCCCGGCAUCGUGAUCCCUGGCGGCACAGUAGCGCGGUACGUCGAUACGCCGCCAGAAUCGAUCAGCCCCAUGCACCGGACGGUGAGCAUCGACUACGGCGUGGUGGUGGAGGGCGAGGUGGAGCUGAUUCUGGAUUCCGGGGAGAAGCGGUUGUUGAAGAGGGGCGACCUGGCGGUGCAGAGAGGUACCAUGCACGCGUGGCGGAACCCGAGCAAGACGGAAUGGAACCGCAUGCUGUACUUCUUGCAGGAGAGCGGGCCAGUCUAUCACGAGGGCAAGAAACUGGACGAGGAUUACGGUGAGAUGGGAGACGAGGUUAGGAAGAGUGGAAACUAGCAUUACGUAGGUAAUUGUCCACAGCUGGAUCUUUGAUACAUCAUUUCUCGAGCCUUUUAUGGGUGGUUUUGGCGUCCAUGUCUCGAAGGCGGUAUAGGCCGUUAUGGCGCUCAAUUAUCUAGCGGCGGAAACAAUUACAUGUAUCACUGGAAGUAAAUAAAAAAAAUUGGGAAAAUUAAAA